Messenger RNA from Solea solea (common sole), 3571 nucleotides. RefSeq names its product nuclear GTPase SLIP-GC-like. The coding region runs from base 568 to 2616 and encodes 682 amino acids. Gene Ontology annotation, molecular function: GTPase activity. The transcript is spliced from 19 exons. The record is from RefSeq and is a predicted model, not a curated record. Lineage: Eukaryota; Metazoa; Chordata; Actinopteri; Pleuronectiformes; Soleidae.
AUCAUGAGGUUGACAAGGAAAGUCUUUACUGUCUUACUAAUGAGUUGAUUGGUGAACUGAUCCCAAAAGUGGGGCCAAAGGGAAAAUUCAUCAAGAAAUUUGAACUGUUAAAGGUAACACUCUUCACACAAGUGCUGCAUUACAUACAUGCUAUGACAUAUAUAGUGUAACAGGAACAGCAGAAUGGGCUCCUGGUCCUUCAGUGAUGGCAAUUUUUAUGAAAUGCUUUAGCUGUUAUGGAUGAGGAAGUUUUGGAUUGGUAUGGAUUGUCAUCACUAUAGAAACAACAAAACUCAGCAACAAACCAGGAGACAGUUCCCUCAGGACGAGAGCAUGAAGAAACAGAAGAAUCUGCUCAGGGUUUUGCCAGACAAAGGAUGUGUGGAUGUAAUUCCCGGUCAAAUACUGUCUUAAAAGUCUACUAUCUAUGUUCAUUCUAGGGUUUUUCCAUCCACCAGUGGUGCAAAUGAUACAGGAAAGCGAAAGGGCAAACAACUCUCCCAAGCAAGUAAACGCAGAUGUACACCAGAUUCAGAAGAGAGCAAACUCUCUGAGGUGAAAAAAAUAAUGAAUGACGUCGAGACGAGACUUCCAGACAACACAGAUAUCAGUGAUUUCCUGAUGCGUAAAAUCAAUGAUUUGACAACGGAAAAGAGGGAACUGGUUGGUGUCUUUGGUAAAACAGGGGCUGGAAAGAGCACUUUGAUCAAUGCCAUCAUUGGAGAGAAGAAUCUUCUACCGACUGGAAGCGGCACUGCGUGCACCACAGUCAUGAUUAAAGUGGAGGCCAGUGACUCGCCAAAGUAUGAAGCAUACAUUGAGUUCAUUACACCAAAGGAGUGGAAAGACGAAUUGUGGUCCUUUGAAAAAUGUCAGGAUGAUGAUGAUGAUGAUGAUGAUGAUGAUGAUGAUGAUGACGUUGAUGAUGAUGAUGAUAAUGAUGAUGAUGAUGAUGAAGACAUGGAAGAAAAGCUUACAGCCUUGUAUGGACAAGAUUGGAAAGGCAAAAUAACCCACGAAAACUGCAAUGAGAAAAAGCAUUUCAAAGAAAUUCCACAUUUUCUAAAGUCAGAUACGAUGUGUUUGACAUGUGACUCAGCUAAGGAGCUAUCUGCAGAAAUGGCCAAAUAUACUAGAAAUAGUAGUAGAGCAGUGAAGAAGCAAUACUGGCCAUUAGUGAAGUGUGUGACUCUCAAGUUACCUAAUAGAAAUGACUUUCUCCAACAUGUCACGAUUGUGGACUUACCAGGAAAUGGGGACCGCAAUAAGAGCAGAGACAAAAUGUGGAAAGAGCUUGUUGGAAAAUGUUCCACUGUGUGGAUUGUGAGUGAGGCCAGUCGCUCAGCGGCAGAGAGUGAGGCCUGGGAAAUCCUGAAAAAGUGCUGUAACUUCAUGGGAAAUGGUGGCGAGUGUCAUCAAAUUCACUUCAUCUGCACAAAGUGUGAUGACCCUGGUAACCUAGAUAGGGUAACUGGAACAGCACGUGAAAAGUUGCUUAAAAAAAACCAAGAAACCAAGAAACUAAUGAAUAGUAAAAUAUUGAAGCUCUUUGAAAAGGGAGAAAAGGUUAAGAAACACUUCAAUAACGACUGUUUCAAAGUGUUCACAGUGUGCGCCAGAACUUUUCGGAAAAAAACAUACAAAAAGGUAGAAGACACAGAAAUUCCAGCUCUUCAAGAGUUUCUGAAAAAUCUUGAUGACCGUCACUCAGAGACACUAAACUAUGUGUCAAGAGCACAUGGCAUUCUCUCUCUGAUCCAAGGGGCAAGAAACAGGAAAUCAAAAAAGGACGUGUACAAAGACCUUGAACAAAAACUAAAGUCUAAACUUGGUAGAGUCAGCAAACCGAUGGAAGAGGCUUAUGCAGCGUUUGAAACUGGCCUUGAGGAGGGUGUGAAGAAGUCAUGCAGCUCAUGGAGAAAAUCUGUGAAGAAAGCAAUAUGCCCUAAACCCGGUAAGGGUAGAGGUUUUCACAAGACACUGAAGUGUGUUGUAAACAACAGUGGUGCCUUUACAUCAAAGAAAAAGGUCGCAACAAACUUAAACGUGAUAUUAAGUUCUUGGUUGACUUGCAGCAUUGAUGAGAAAUUCAAGGAGACCUUCCCAAAUGAAAGGAAAAGUGGACCAUUCAAGAAUGCCCUUAACGUGUUUACACUGGGCACAGAGAAGCUGAUUCAAAAGUACAAAGAUGAUGAACUGCAGCUUAUGUUUCUCAAGACAGAGGAAGAAAAAGUCAAGCAUAAACUCAACAAAACCAUCCGGUAUCACAAGAAGACAAUCUACAACAUUCUGACAGACACAAUAGAGGAAAACAUGCAAACAUGUUAUGAUGCUGCAAAGGAGGAAGAAGGAACCGGUUCAAUGAAAAGAAUGCAGGACAUUAUCCUGGACCAUAUCAAGGAUAAUGAAGACACCAUGUUUGAGGAGGCUAAAAGUGAAAUGUUAGAACAACUGUUUAACUUGAAGAGCCACAUCCUGGUGGAACUGGAGGAAACCUUGAGGGAAUCAAUGGAGCUGGCACUCAAGACAGAUUCAGACCCAUUGCCAGAUGUUUCAUCAGAGCUUGACUCUGUGAAGAUGUUCCUCAGUGAACUAAAAGGCAGCCCAAGUGAAUAAACUGAGCAAUCUAAAAUGAUGCUAAAGGUUCUACUGGUUGGCAUCAGUCGACUUCUUGAAACUUUGAAAGGUAAAAUAUGGCUCAAGGAUUAGUCCAUUAACUUUUGGAGAGGAUCUGAUUAUGGGGGUGGAUACAUACUUAUUUUUACUUUUAUCCUUGUGAGUUGUUGUUUUUUUCCAGCAUCUUCAUUUACUAAAUGACUUUUGUUAAGUGUGUGCAGAAUGAUUUUUAUAUUUGUGUGGAUGGACAUUCUUGCCAUGGUCUGAUAUAGAGGCAGGGGGCAGAAAGAUUCUGUCUCAUUCAAUCCAAGUACAUGUGGCUUAUUAGUCUUUGCCACUGGGCCACUAUUAUGCCCUCAAAAUGCUUUGUCUUUUUAAGGAUUCUUAAUGAUUUAAUGAUUUAUAUAAUACAUUUAGAUAAGGUGAUUGAUAUAUGAGUGCCCUUGUAUAUGUUAUGGAUGAACUUGAAUACAAGCUUUAGGCUGAACUUAGUAGUUCAGCUAAGUUCUGUCAGGCCAAGCAUGUGAUCAUGUCAAACAAUUAUUCUGGCUUUCAUUUUCUCUUGGUCAACCCUUAAUAUUUUUGAUUGAUUAUGUAGUUGUUUAUGUGCUCUGAAUAAAGACAUAAAAUGAAUUGAUUUGUUUGUUGAUUAGGGAGGUCAGAGAAUAAUGAACAAACCAGUUGUCACAGCCACAAACCUUGAUUUGGUCAUGUUGUAGGAGGUACAUGAUGGGCCCAUGGAUCGUCCACACUUGAGCAUUAAAGCAUUAAAGUCUAGGUCUAUAGCAGCAUAACUAAGAGAUGGUUCAGGUACAGUAAAGUUUUAAGUCUAACUUUAAAUACAGAGAGCGUGUCCACCUCCCGAACAGACCAGACAGCCAUACCUAUAUAUGUAUCAUAAUAUGUAUAUUUUAUCAAAUGGAGGGGAAACAGUUUAUAUACAAACAAAUCAAUA